UUUCAAUUUUGGUAUGAGCAAUUAAAUUAGUAACUAAAAUUGAUUGUGAUUAAUUGCGGUUGAAUGGGGUUAAUUUUUUUUGAAUUAAAAAAAAUGAUCUUAGACCGUGUUAUAAAUCUGUUGAAUGAAACUAACGAAUUAAUUAGUAGUCCAUUUUCCCCAAAAAAAAAAAAUUCCCAAAACACUCUCCCCUGCCUUCUCUCUCUCUCUCUCUCUCUCUCUCUCUCUCUCUUAUGGAGAACGGCGAUGACUGGUUGGCCCCAGACAAGUUCCAACACAUCCUCUUCUGCUUCUCCCUCACCAUCAUCUUCUCUCUCCUCGCCUCCAAAACCCGCUACCCUAUCCUCCGCCGCCUCAGCAUCUUUUUCGGAUCCGUCGUCUCGCUCGCCGCCGGCGCCGCCAAAGAGGUCGCCGACGAGUUGGGAUUCUUCAAGUCCGCCGGAGCCUCCUUCAAGGACGCCUUUGCUGAUCUCGUCGGCAUUGUUCUCGCUGUGCUCCUUCUUUCUCUCUCUAAAUCACUCUCUCUCCGGAUCAAACCGGAUCAGUCGGGUAAAGUUCCAGGGCUCGAGAUUGUCUGAUUCGAUGGAUGCGGUCGAGCGUUUCGUCGUGGUCAGGUUAAGGUGCUUUUAUUUGGUUACAUUUUAAAUAGGUUUCGAAAAGGAAUUCUUUUAUAUAUUUUAGCGAAGUUAAGUGAGAUUUCAUUUAUGUUUGGAUUCGGCUGAUUUGUGAUGUUUCUAUUUGGUGAAAAUUAGGGCCAACAACAAAUCGAACAUACGGAACAUUUGAUUGUUCAAACUUGGUUUGAAAGCGAGCUUUAAAAGCUUGGCUUGUCAACGAGAUCGAGCUAAUCCCGGAUAGAUUGAAUUUUUUAAGCAUGAUAAGUUGAACUAAAUGAGCGGUAGUUUUGUUCAAGCUUGAUUUGUUUAUGUCACAAUUUGUUCUUAGACUAAAUUUUAACGAGCGGAUACGAGCUCAAAUUCAAAUAGUUUGGUUGGUUUAUCAGACCUAGUGAAAAUGAGCAAGAUGAUUUUUGGUUAUACUCAGAUGUGAAUGUUCCUUACAUCGUAGUAAUUCAGAAGGUGUUUUCUAUUUGCAUCUGGCAUGUGCAAAUUAUUGAUGUCACUUCUUGAUUGAUGUUCCAAUGAAUAUACGGAAAAACAAAAACAAACAGGGUUUGGAAUGCUGCUCUUUUUUUCUCUGUCUGUUGUAUACUUGUAUGUGUUGUUUAAAAAUGAACGGUUUUGAUUACUCAUGCGGGAACCCGAGGUGGGCCCCGCAACCCGGUCUGUACACAAUCAGUACCCUUGCAAUCAGUACCUAUAGUAUUUUCGGUUUAGAAAUAAGUUUGGAGCUUUACGGUGAUCUUCAAAGUAAUAAAUCCAAACGGAUGAAUUUAACUUCAUUCGAUGUUAACAAAAUUGGGACUGCCAAUGUUUUCAUUUUUUUGAAAGGCGGACAUGUUUUCAAUGUUUCAAUAAAUACAAAAAUGAAAGACUUUGACUUGAGGAACAUAAAAACCAUGGAAAAGACCCUGGAGAUCUUUGAAGGGGACCGGUCGUCCAUUGACUGUACGCCUAUGGCUCCAAUCUCGAGGGCCAAAAUCCUUUGUACCCAAAUCUUGUUGUAACCCUAUCCCAGUGUGUUUUCAGCUGCUAGCUUACGUAAGAAUUUCAAAAUACAAGAAUCUCAAAACAUGAUCCUAUGGUUGGAACCACAUGGAACGGGGUACACUAUGAUUUCACCAUGGAGGACCUGAUCCCGUGGGUCACUAGGCUCUGGAUUCCGCUUUGGCUGGUAGCAUGGUAUGACUUCAGGGUGCCUUGAGGAUAUUAUAGGUGAUGUCAGAUUUGUUCUUGACUUCUUGGUCAUCGGUGCACUGUGCACCUGAUGCUUUUUGGAGGUUGAGUCGUUGAGACCUGGUGAGGGGUAGUCAUAGGGAUGACAGGCUAAGGAAUUAGAGAUUUUUGAUCAAUUGAAUGAGUGUCGAGCAUGUCUUCUCUAGCAUAUCCUAGGAGAGACGUUAUAAAGCUCAUAACAAUUAGGCUCAAGGUUUGGGUGGCAUGUAUUCUAUUCGUUGCAGCAUGGCCCAAUUCCUAAUUUGAAGGUGUAUUAGUGUUCCGUGUGUUGGCUGACACAUGGAUCCAAGUACCAUUGCAUGACACAUGGAAGAGCCAGAUACAUUUACCCAUUGUUAGAAGGUUUAACAGCUUGAGAUGGCUGGUAUACGAAGUAAAUAUUAAGACACAUUGUCGAUGUCCUAGGGGCUACGAUUGGUAUGAGCUAAAUAGAGUACCUGCAGGGUUCUCCUAGUUAGUCAUCGUCAACUAGCAUUCAUCUCAGAAGUGUUUGACGUUAGGCUAUUUUCCCUUCUGUUUUUAAUAUCAUAUUCGACAAACCGGUGCAAUUUGAUUAUUUGAAUGCCUUCCCACUUAGGUUGUAUUUGGAUUUUGGAUUUACCAAUUGUGUAAGGAAGAAAAAAAUGAAGAGAAAAGUUAAAGUCUUAUGGCUCAUUAGAUCGCAUAACUUUUUCAUUUCUUUUUCCUUUUCCUUUUCCCAAAUCCUUGAGCGCCACCUUUCCUCAGCUCUGUUUUACUUGUGAUUCUCUGUAAGUGCACUGUAUGAUCCCUAAGAGAAAAUGCAGAUGAUUAAAAGGAAGAAAA
Messenger RNA from Rhododendron vialii, 2660 nucleotides. RefSeq lists its product as uncharacterized. Lineage: Eukaryota; Viridiplantae; Streptophyta; Magnoliopsida; Ericales; Ericaceae. The transcript has a single exon. The record is from RefSeq and is a predicted model, not a curated record. The coding region runs from base 234 to 578 and encodes 114 amino acids.